ACAGUCCAUCGAUGUCUGACGACGAAAAGAACAUACCAACGGCGAGCUCGUUUGAUGACGAUCUCACACUCCCGAAAGCUACCGCUGAGAAGCUCAUAAAAGAAAUGCUUCCACCUGAACUCACAGUAGCAAAGGAGACACGCGAUUUACUCAUAGAAUGUUGUGUUGAAUUUAUACAUUUGGUUUCAUCAGAAGCUAACGAAGCAUGCGAACAAGAUAGCAAGAAGACGAUAUCACCUGAGCAUGUCGUGUCUGCAUUAAAGACACUCGGUUUCGAGACUUACUUGAAAGACAUGGAAGAAGUUCUUAGGGAUCAUAAAGCACAGGCUAAAGUUAAGUCAGCCUGGGAUAAGGAAAGGAAAGGAUCGAGAUUGGCUGCAUCCGGUAUGACAGAGGAGCAGCUUCUCGCACAGCAGGAGGAGCUUUUCGCAGCCUCAAAGGCACGCAUGGAGGCAAGCACGACUGGCCCGCAAGCUGAGUAGCCAGGGUUUUGUAUUUCUAGCGUAUGUUGUAAUAAGUUAUUAAAUUUUGUCCACUUUACUCGCU
This is a messenger RNA of Wallemia mellicola CBS 633.66, 546 nucleotides long. RefSeq names its product histone-fold-containing protein. NCBI's taxonomy places the organism in Eukaryota, Fungi, Basidiomycota, Wallemiomycetes, Wallemiales, Wallemiaceae. Gene Ontology annotation, cellular component: negative cofactor 2 complex. Bases 12 to 482 code for a protein of 156 amino acids. Gene Ontology annotation, biological process: RNA polymerase II preinitiation complex assembly; positive regulation of transcription by RNA polymerase II; chromatin remodeling. The transcript has 3 exons. The record is from RefSeq and is a predicted model, not a curated record. Gene Ontology annotation, molecular function: core promoter sequence-specific DNA binding; TBP-class protein binding; general transcription initiation factor activity.